Molecule: messenger RNA, 3113 nt
Organism: Bolinopsis microptera
Lineage: Eukaryota; Metazoa; Ctenophora; Tentaculata; Lobata; Bolinopsidae
Product: polyphosphoinositide phosphatase-like
Exons: 17
Coding region: 18-2678 (886 amino acids)
Biological process (GO): phosphatidylinositol dephosphorylation
Cellular component (GO): intracellular membrane-bounded organelle
Molecular function (GO): phosphatidylinositol-3,5-bisphosphate 5-phosphatase activity
Source: RefSeq, a predicted model, not a curated record
CAGCAUUUAACGAUGACAUGAUAGAAAAGCCACGACUGCAGUUACCAGCUGCAGCUGUAACUAUUCAAAGACUAGCUGUUUACGAAACUAAAUCCACUUUCUACAUCGUUGGAAAUGACAAUGAAAACUCUGUUUUUCGUCUUUUGAAGAUAAGUCGGUUGAACCCAAAGGAGCUGACCAUUGACCAUGAUGGUAAACAGUACAGUAAGUCUGAAAUGCAGACUAUACUAAAUGCAGUGGACGGUGAUCCCAAAAAGAAAGUAUCCAAGACGCCCCAGCUAAAGAAGUUGUUGAUGGCGUUUGGGUUGCUGGGUUUUGUGAAGUUCACACAAGGUUACUACAUGGUUCUUAUCACACGGAGAAGGAAAGUUGCUCAGAUUGGUGGGCAUAUUAUCUAUAAGAUAGAAGACAUAGCACUGACUGAACUGUCCCCGGAAAAAACUCAAUCGAACAACAGUGCCGAGGAAAACAGAUACAUCAAAUACUUUAACAGUCUCGACUUCUCAAGCAACUUCUAUUUCUGCUACACCCUGGAUAUUACAAGGACAAUACAGCAGAACAUGGUCCCUGUACCGGUGGGUUGUGGGUCCUGUACAGACAGCUCCUGUGAUCUGUGUUUGGUUGGAACGCGCUGUUAUUCUAACUUUAAUGAGAAGUUUGUGUGGAACAUGCACAUGCUUAGAGGUGGAGGGUAUAUAGACAAAGUGGCUCGAGAGUGGCUAGUUCCACUUGUCUACGGUUUUAUAAGCCAAUCAAACAUCUCGGUCUUUGGGAAGAGCAUCUACCUGACUCUUAUAGCUAGGCGAUCCUCUAAAUACGCUGGAACUCGCUUUUUAAAGAGAGGUAUGAACGAGUCAGGUGAUGUAGCAAAUGAGGUAGAGACAGAACAAGUGGUGCAUGAUGCUAGCUACACCAACCACAGGUUCCUAAAGAUAACAGCUUACGUACAGUUGAGAGGUUCAGUACCUGCUUUCUGGCAUCAGGAUACUAGCACCAUGGUCCCGAAGCCGCCGAUAGUGAUCAGCCGGUCAGACCCGUACUUCAGCAUUGCGGCGAUGCACUUCAACACGCUCAUGUCCCAGUACGGGAGUCCUAUCUACAUCUUCAACUUGGUGAAGAGUAAAGAGAAGAAGAACCACGAGAGACAGCUGACUCAGGUGCUGACUCAGACUGUUGGUUACCUCAACCAGUUCCUUCCAAUCAAACACAAGAUAAGGUACUGUGGGUUUGACAUGUCCAAGUACUCUAAAACUAAAGAUAAGAGACACAACGUGAUGGAGAAGCUGGAGGAGAUCGCCAAGAACACCUUCAAGAACACAGGAUUCUUCCACAAUGUCAACAUAGACUCUUACCCUGAUCAGAUAAGAGGUUUUUUGGACGGAGUGGGACAGGACAAGUAUGCAGAGACUGCUAAAGGGGCUUAUCAGACAGGAGCAGUAAGAACGAACUGUGUGGAUUGUCUUGACAGGACUAACACGGCUCAGUUUGUGUUGGGGAAGGUAGCACUGGGACAUCAGCUAAUGGUACUAGGAGUUAUUAUCUCACCGGAACUGGACGAUAACACUCCUUGUAUACACUCACUAGAAGAGAUAUAUGAGGAUCACGGGGACACAAUGGCUCUACAAUACGGGGGUUCACAGCUAGUUCACAGAAUACGAGGGUACCGCAAAGACAACCCCUGGACCUCUCACUCAUACGAUAUACUCAACACAGUGUCCCGUUAUUACCGCAACGCUUUUACAGACUACGAGAAACAGAACGCUAUCAACUUGUUCUUAGGUAUGUAUGAAGUGGGAAAGUCAGCAAUGUCUCUGUGGGACCUAACUUCAGACCACUACUUACACCACCUUCCUAAUCUGCACUCUUCCAAUCCUUACACUUCAUGGUGGGACCAGGGUGUCUGGGAGAGUUUGCCACUAGCCUCAACCAUAACGAGCUGGCACAAGACCCUGAGUGUAAUUGACACACAGUACAGAACGUUAAAAGAGAGUGAAGCUGAUAUGGAGCUAGUUGCACGUGAUGCCCAUAUAUGGAAUGAAGCUGACAUGGAGCUUCCUCUUAAGACAGUUACCAGCCACUUCUUUGACGAGCUGUACAGGCCGACAAUGCUGACCUCGUUCGAGGAGCAUUAUUGUCUUUUCAUGCCGUCUACUGCAAAGGAAGCUGGCCUCUGUUCUCCUUUUAGUCAAGUCCGACCUAAAGUGAUGUCAAGAAGUCUGAGUGUCCGAACAAAGCCAGUAUCAUCCUAUCUUAACAAACAGAACAAUACCGACUCUGACUCCACCAGCGACUCUGAUUUCUCUGAUGAAGAAGAGUCGUUGGGAGUUGUUAGUGAGACAGCAGAAACAGAAAGCUCGUCAAGUCCGACCCCCAACAUUCUGCCAGUUCUAAUAAUUCCGGCUCCAAAUCAUUACGAUAAGGAAUUGUACCGACAGUAUUCUGCUGACAGCACCUACUUGCAGCGGGGGCUAGGGAAUUUUAGUUUGUCGGCUCCGUCGUUGGUGCGCAAUGACUAUCGCAAAGCACGGAUACGCCCCGCACCUGUAGCAGACUCUUACAUCUCUCCCAACACUCGACUACUAUACGCCAAACAAACACGUGACAUCUCUUUAGCCAGUGAUACUGCGCAGUUCUAUUCCAAAUAUUGCUCCUUUGACACUAGCACUUUGGUCGCUUAGAGAAACCGCUACUUAUAGUUCAGUGAAACUAUAAAUUUCUAGAAAAUGUAGAGUAAAAUUGUGAUUUCUGUGAACAAUCCUUGGUCUUAGUGAAGCCUUGGAACCUUUGACCUUUCUUCAGAUAUUGAGCAAUAUAUCUUAAAACUUGGUAUGUAAUUUGAAAGCAGUAAUUGUCUGAUUCUGAAUAUAGUAGAGUGUUAUUCAUUUUAUUGGUAGAAACUUCAUUUAGUUUUUGAUUUUACUAUAUCUAAAGAAUUUAAGUUUAUCUAUUUAUUGGUUAAACUGCUGGCAGUUUUCACUCUUUGAAGGACACAAUAUACUGGUGUUUUAUUUGCCGCACAGAUCUUUUUAUUUCAGAUUUUUGUGAGUGACUUUGAUUUUUGUGUAAAUUUAUCCUGUAUUUAACAAUUUCUUGGAUUUAAUAUCGUGAUGAAA